Molecule: messenger RNA, 1941 nt
Organism: Fusarium falciforme
Lineage: Eukaryota; Fungi; Ascomycota; Sordariomycetes; Hypocreales; Nectriaceae
Product: Zn(2)-C6 fungal-type domain-containing protein
Exons: 3
Coding region: 1-1941 (646 amino acids)
Biological process (GO): positive regulation of transcription by RNA polymerase II
Cellular component (GO): nucleus
Molecular function (GO): transcription cis-regulatory region binding; DNA-binding transcription factor activity, RNA polymerase II-specific; zinc ion binding
Source: RefSeq, a predicted model, not a curated record
AUGGACGCCCAUAAUCACAAUAACCCCCGACGAUCUCGUCGCAACAGACCAUCCCGUGCUCGCGGUUUGAGAACCUCAACGGGCUGUCUCACUUGCAGAAAGAGACGCGUCAAGUGUGAUGAAGGCAAGCCCAGAUGUGUUCAGUGCUCGAAAUCAGAUCGUGACUGUCGCUAUGCGCAGCCGAGCGACUCGGACCAAGCGGACCGGGAUGUCCCCGAGACGGCCGGGCUGCAGGAGAGUGAAGCAUGUUGCAGCGGGAAUAGUCCGAGCGCCACUCAAGGAACAGACAAUACAGAGAAUCAGCCCAGUAUCCAAGGCACAGCCAGCUACCAGGACACAUUUACCGUUCCCCCCGAGACUUCCGUCACAUUUCAGCUCCAUGACUCCAUCGAGGUACCACAAGAUGACCCGCCGGAAGCGAGUAGUGGUGAUGGAGGUCUACCCAACGUAGACUUUGCGUUUGCUGCCUCUCCGCUAGCCAGGAGCCAGGUCUCGCUGCUCAACAUCUCGCCAUUCGAAUGGUAUGACCUACUAGCUCAGGAUGCCAUCUCCCAGAUUCAGCGAUGGAACGAUACCUCGAAUGGUGAACCACGGUGGAACUUUGACGAGAGCACUCUCUCUCGUCGACAGUCACCGGCACCGAUAUCUACGGAUGCCGACUCUCACACCCAUCACCGUCACGAUGAUAUUCUCGGGACUUCUUUGGUCGACCAUGGUCUGGCGGACAAACCAUGGAACACGGCUGAGAGCAUUGAGCUCUCGCCAGAAGACCUUGGUUUCUUUCGCUACUACACUGAGGUCGUUGGGCCGAUCCUCGAUCUAUUUGAUCAAGCGCGUCAUUUCACUAAUGUCGUGCCUCAUCUGGCCCUGCGGAAUUCGGGGCUGUUGAAGGCUAUACUUGCAGUCGCAGCCAAGCACAUGUCUCUUGGCCUCAAAUCCAGGAAGCGACAAGGUGAUGGCGAAAGCACGAGCGAGAACAGCUCCUCGUCGCCAGAAGCAACAAAUAGUGGUCAACCACAGGAGCACGGUCAAACUCCGGCACACAUGGCCACCCAGUACUACUACGAGACUCUCCAGUAUCUCUCACAGACCCUACUCUAUCCCUCCUACGCCAAAUCCCACGAGAUCUUGGCCACGGCCAUAAUGAUCAGCACAUACGAAAUGUUUGACGCCGACGGAACCUCGACGAGCGGAAAUUGGGAACGGCACCUACGAGGCGCAUUCUGGAUACAGCGUUCCCAAGACAAUGACGGCGAGUCUAUUGAUGGAUUGAGGCGGGCCGUAUGGUGGGCGUGGCUUAGACAAGACAUUUGGGCAGCGUUCCGGGCAGGGAGGCCAACUCUCACGAUAUGGCGGCCUUGGAAGAGGCUCGAGGAUCUUGAUUCUGAUGAGCUUGCCACGAGGAUGGUCUACAUUUGCGCAAAAUGCGUCGAGUUUGCUGCUCUGGACAAGACUUCACCUGACCAAGAUAUACGACAGAGGAUUGAACAUGGCAACAAACUUCUCCAGGCACUUGAUGAUUGGCAUCGGGUUCUUCCUAGCUCAUACAAGCCGGUCACCUCGGCGUCCGGGUCUCAAAACAAGUUCCAGUCUAUAUGGUUUCAUCCGCCUAACCACGCCGGUGCGAUGCAAAUGUACCAUUUUGCAAAGGCCGUCGUGCUGCUGAACCAGCCCACGACCGGCGGCCUCAAUGCAUAUCGCCAGCGGCAAAAGUGUCUCAACGAAAGCCUUCACAUGGUCUGUGGGAUUGCCAACGCCUGUCGAGAGGGGGAACCCGCCAUGGCGUUUGUCAAUGUGCAGGCCAUAUUUGCUGUUGGCCAAUGUGUUCAGAUGCCAGAGAAGCAGGCCGAACUACUCGAUACGUUGGACAGGAUGCUGGAUAUUAGCAAGUUUCCUGCCUCAGGGCUCGUGGAGGAGCUAAAGAGUGUUUGGCAGGAAUAA